AUGAGAAUUCAAGAAGCACUCGAAAGCACAAUGCAGAAAAAGCUACAUAUGAAAAAAGAAGAAGAGCGCAUUUUGCACAUAAGGGAAACCAAGGAAACAGUACCAAUGCACGUUUUUAAAAGAUUCGUGGUCCAGAAGCAUGAGGUGCUGUGGCAUCCAAUGAUAAAGAUAUCCGAAAGUGCAAACCAUUCGAAAUUUAUGACUGUUAUGGUGCCAACCGACGAAGUAAGCAUGCAGUUUGAUAUCUUUGGCAAAAAGGUAGAAAUGAAUCUUAACUACGAAACAACAGCGGGCGAUAUUCUGCAUGCGGUAUGGAGGAACAUGGGCAUUCUGCAAGGGUUUGGAGAAAAUGAGCUUCUUCUAAAGCUUGGAGCAAGCCAAGGCGAAAAAAUCCUUUCAGUGGAGGACAGGCCCUUGCUGGAGAUCAUACAGUGGAAGCUAAAUAAUUCACUGCUAAGCAUAAAGAACCAGACACUCAUACCAGAGAGUAAAAUAUUUAGAAACUGUGGGUUUGAAAUGCAGAUUAUUGUAAAUACAAAAGAGAAAAAAGACGACCAGGAUGCAGUGUACUCAGAGAAGGCGUAUCAUCUGAUGUAUGCAGCUGAAAUGCCCGCUGCAGGCCCACCAAGGGCAAAAUUUGAUGUUAUCAGACUAAUAGCAGACACCUCAGACGGCUCAUUCGCUAUGAUUCACACUGCAGAUGCUAUUUUCUUGGGGCUAACCAUCGUUGCGCUGCUGGUAAGAGACAAAAGAGCAGCAGCAGAUUUGCUGGAGAUACUAAGGAGCAGGGAGGAGUGGGUUUUGGCAGCUUUCUACAUCAUGUCUAUGGUGUAUAUUCUUCUGCCGCGUUGGGGUGUUGAGCUUUUGAAUAGCAAGGGGGCAGGCUAUGCAAUUUCGUUAGUGCGCGCGCCUGUGGAGGAGGUGGCUGCGCUCAUAGAAGACCAGAAGGCAGAGCCUCAAAAAGACAUAACGCUUAAUCUAUCGAAUAUGGGGCUGCAGGAAAUACCAGAUGUUGUGUUCACUAUAACCAACGUGGCGCAUCUAAAUAUAUCAAACAACGCGCUGAAAAGCCUUCCAGAGAAUCUGAAUCGUGUGGGGCUUAAGUCGAUCAACGCAUCAAACAACAACAUCCAGACAAUUCCAAGGCUUCUUCAAAUUCCGCAUCUUAAUCUGGAAAACAACCACAUAACGGAGUUUGAGAGUGUGUACAACUAUGUAGAGCUGAACUUGCUGGGGAACCCACUUGAGAAAUUUAAAGGGUAUGCGGAGAAACUGUACAUACGGACGGUCUUUUCAACUCGCAGAAUAUAUGGAGCACUCAGUCUUCUCAAGAAGGUUUCGAUUAUAGAUGUGGAAAUGAAGCGGUUUGUGGGGAAGUUCCCGUUUCUAGUGGAUCUGCAGCUGGUAAAUAACACGCUUGAGGAGUUAUCCAUCAGCGCGCCGAAUCUUAAAACUCUCCUGUGCGUUAAAAACUGUCUUCUGCAGUUUCCAUAUAUAGAGCAAAAGAGAAAUGGUGCGGAGUGCAACAAUCUUGUCUCGAUUUCUCUCCCAUACAACUCAAUCAAUCUGAUUCCAAACAGAGUGUGGACUCUUCCUAUAGAGUAUUUGAACGUUUCGCACAACCAGAUUGUGAGAAUUGACCCAGCGAUUAGACAGACCUCUCUGCUUCAUCUAAACAUUUCUGGGAACCAAAUAAAAGAAAUAGACAACAUCUCGCGGCUGGCAGGCCUUAUAUGCUUUGUGGCAAGCUUUAACAUGCUUGAGACCAUGCGCGGGCUGGAGUGCAUCCCAGGGCUCAAGCUUGCAGAUCUCUCGUACAAUAUGCUUAUGUCACUUCCUAGGCUUCCUACAAAAGAGGUCUCAGAUUCGAUUACCUGCUAUGCACUGGGAAACGUGCACAUGCCCUGCACAGAAGUUAAGCAAAAGAGGCUUGCGGAGCUGGGGAUAAAUAUAGUUCUAAGCGAGCCGGAGGAGAAUCUUAUAAACGUUCCGGGAAUUAUUGGGACCCACAAUAGAUGCCUGGAGUGCGGAUCAUACAUUCCAUAUGAGAAGCACAGAAAAGAAGAAGAAAAAAAGCAGGUCAGAGCAACAAGAAGAGGGCAGUACCUGAUUCGAGAGUUUGUGACAAAACCGCAUAGAACAGAGGAUGAAAGCAAGCCAGCAAGAAUUAAAAUCUUCGCAUACUUUUCAUCAAAAAACAAACAAAUCAAAGCUCUUGUUGAAAGAGCAGUCGCAGAGAUAAUGAUGCAUAUUCAGUCUGAAACAGGAAAUGAUCUCUACAAAGGAUUUUCAAAGCACAGAAAGAGGCUGCAGGAAAUGUGCAUAAACAUAAAACACAAAAUGUUUCCGCACAAGGUGGACAUUCUUACGUUUGUAGUAAUUGCAGACAAAUACAUAGGAACAAUUGGCAGCAAUGACAUCAAUCUGGUUCUCUUCCGCGAUGAAAUAGGCGUGUAUCUGUGUAAUACCGCGCAACUUAGCACGGUAGGAUUUGAGAAGCACAGCUCAGACGAAUGCAUUAUAGCAUUUCCCACUUCACUCCUGCAUAAAAUCUCUGUGACAGACCUUAUCAUUGCAUACAAAAGAACCCGAUCAAUUUCGGAAAUCAAGCGUUUUCUUUUUUCGCACGAGGUGAGAGAUGUUUCUGUGUUUAUUGUGCCAAUUAUUUCAAAGGUGGACCAUCCACUAAAAAACAGCCCGGAUGCAGCAGGGCUGAAGAUACUUGAAGAGCUGUCUGCGUAUAAUAUCGCGUCGCAGUUUAUCCGCGUGCCCAUAGUUAUAUUCACUGACAUUGUGAACAGCACAAAGCUAUGGUCAAAGGACUCAAUUCGCAUGAUGCAGAUGUCCAAGAUCCACAACACAACAGUGCGGACUCUGAUGCAGAGGCUUGGCGGAUAUGAGGUUAAAACUGAAGGAGACUCGUUUAUGAUGAUUUUCUAUGACGAGCAGUGCGCUAUGGAGUUUGGGUCGGAAAUUCACCGGAUACUGCUAGGAAAAAACUGGCCUGAAAUGGGAAUUGAGUACAACCCGCUGAUCUACUCGCGCGCAAAGGCUGUGUACCGCGGGCUGCAAAUAAGGGUGGGGAUAAGUAAGGGGGCAUGCAUUGUUGAAAAUGAUCCCAUAACAAAGCGCCUGGACUUCUAUGGGAAAUCUGUUAUUGAAGCGGCCCGCCUUUGCUCAAUGGCAAGCGGUGGAGAGACUCUAAUCACUCAUACCAUGUAUAAUAGAAUAAAAGACAUCAGAACAGAGCGGUAUGUCAUAGUUCCACGAGGAAGGGCUGUUUUAUCGGGGCUUGAGACAGAUACACAUCAUGUGUAUGAAGUGGUGCAUAAGUCGCUUGUGCCCAGGCUUCUUUUGAAGUCUCCCCGAGUCAUUCGGCGGUGUAGUUGGAUAGCCUCAUAG
Nematocida ausubeli is the source of this 3402-nucleotide messenger RNA. RefSeq lists its product as uncharacterized. The transcript has a single exon. Gene Ontology annotation, biological process: cyclic nucleotide biosynthetic process; intracellular signal transduction. The coding region runs from base 1 to 3402 and encodes 1133 amino acids. NCBI's taxonomy places the organism in Eukaryota, Fungi, Microsporidia. The record is from RefSeq and is a predicted model, not a curated record. Gene Ontology annotation, molecular function: protein binding.